UAUAUACAUAACAAAUUUCUUCUAGUCCUUUCAUUCAUGCAAACAAACAAGUACUGCAUUCAACCAAAAACACCUGCUCUCAUAUACUUUUUUUCUCACUCCUAACAACAUAAAUAAGUGUUUUAAACAACAUUAACUAUAUGUACAUCACCAAUGGGUUAGAUUUUUCGCCAUUACUAUGGAUUACCUACUGUAGUAAUACUAGCACCUUUGCAAAACCGUUGAUAUCCCGUAACUAAGGAGACUCUUAUUCCUUUUCCAUAAUCAUUUACGAUUACUUACCAAAAAGUUUUUCUAGAUUCUAUUUUAGGCAAAGCAUGAGAUUAACUUAGAGAAAAACUGGAUAUUCGACUCGACAUUGCUGUUUCUGCAUGAAUGUUCAAGGAUUAACAAAAGACUACCAAGUUGUUGGAUUCAUAUCCUCUGGAACUUACGGGAAAGUUUAUAAAGCUAUAUCAACAAACCCAGAGGAAAAGCACUUAUUUGCUAUUAAGAAAUUCAAAGCUGAAGCAAGAAAUGCUGCUCCCAAUGCCCCGCAAACAGGUAUAUCUCAAAGCACGAUACGUGAGAUGAUGCUUUGUAGAGAAAUGCAACAUGAAAAUGUUGUAAAGUUGGUUCAAAUAUUACUAAAGGAUGGAACCAUUAGCAUGGUGUUUGAAUACGCUGAGCAUGAUCUAUUGCAACUAAUCCAUUAUCAUAGCCGAAUGCGGACGAGGAAAAUACCCCCCUCAAUUGUAAAAAGCAUCAUGUGGCAGCUUCUAAAUGGCCUUGCUUACCUUCAUGAAAACUGGGUCAUACAUCGCGAUCUAAAGCCUGCAAACAUUAUGAUAACAGCUUCAGGAAAAGUAAAGAUUGGUGAUCUUGGACUUGGGAGACUAAUACGUGAUCCUCUGCUUCCACUUUAUGCUAGCGAUCGUGUUGUAGUUACCAUAUGGUAUCGUGCUCCUGAAUUAUUAUUAGGAGCUAGAGAUUAUACUCCUGCUAUCGACAUAUGGGCUAUUGGUUGUAUCUAUGGAGAAAUCCUUGCUUUGACUCCUUUGUUCAAAGGUGAAGUAAAAAUGGAAUCCAAAAAAGUGAUUCCUUUUCAACGUACACAAAUGCUACGGAUAAUGGAAAUAUUAGGAACACCUACCGUAGAAAGGUGGCCAGAUCUUAAAUAUUACCCUGACUACGAUCAACUCUCAACUUUCGAAGUGAAAUAUUGGAACAACUUGCUUCCUCAGUGGUAUCGCACCGAUAAGACUAGAGAUCCCAAGGGUCUCGAUUUGCUUAUGAAGCUGCUCGAAUAUGAUCCUAAAGGACGGAUAACUGCCAAAGAGGCAAUUCAGCAUCCAUUUUUUACAGAGGACUCUGACUGGAGCACUACACCUUUUCUUGAUCAGGGUAUUCAAUAUCCAGAAAGAAGAAUCUUACAAGACGAUUCAGAUGUUCCGCCUGUGAAACGGACGCUAAAUACAAACGUUCGUCUUGACACGAAACGUGUAAAAAGAAACUAA
Molecule: messenger RNA, 1496 nt
Organism: Schizosaccharomyces octosporus yFS286
Lineage: Eukaryota; Fungi; Ascomycota; Schizosaccharomycetes; Schizosaccharomycetales; Schizosaccharomycetaceae
Product: CMGC/CDK/CDK8 protein kinase Srb10
Exons: 2
Coding region: 372-1496 (374 amino acids)
Biological process (GO): protein phosphorylation
Cellular component (GO): nucleus; mediator complex
Molecular function (GO): ATP binding; cyclin-dependent protein serine/threonine kinase activity; RNA polymerase II CTD heptapeptide repeat kinase activity
Source: RefSeq, a predicted model, not a curated record